Ectocarpus sp. CCAP 1310/34 is the source of this 666-nucleotide messenger RNA. Lineage: Eukaryota; Phaeophyceae; Ectocarpales; Ectocarpaceae. The record is from the annotation of a GenBank genome assembly.
AUGGCGAUGGCGUGGCCUACCGCAUGUCUCUCACUCUCUAAGCAACAAGGUCUUAAGUCAACCUUCUUCCUCUUUCGGCCUCUGACGAGCUACCGCACCCAAACACAAUAUAUUGUAAGGCCUGGUGUUGGUAGUGGGUAUUGGCGUCUGAGCGGUGGGAGCUGGGCCAUCGGGGCAGCGGACACCAUUUUCAUAGCUGGGAUCGCGACCAAAGGGGGCGAGGACAGCAGUGCAUAGCUGGUGCGGUGGCCAUUGCGGGGACCGGGACAGCAGGGUUUAUAGCUGGGACAGCACUUCGAGGCUGGGACAGCAGGGAGGGUUUAGAGUUUUAGUUUGAUAUGCCUGGAACGGAGGAGGACGCAACUCUGAGCGCGAGUUGGAUGAGGCGCUACGAGCUAUAGAUGUUGCCAAGGCUGAGACGAAGGAGGCCAAGGCUCAGACGAAGGAGGCCAAAGCUGAGACGGAGGAGCUUAGGGCAGCACAGCGGCGGUCUGCGGGUGCACCUGCCGGCAGCAGCUCAGGAGGCGACGGUCUAGUUGCUCCUGGAGGGGCUUCAUCUGCACCGGUGAGGCCAAUGUGGCCAGGCGGGGUGAGUCAUGAUGGCGGUACUGGGGUGCCGGGCUUGCCUCUGGGAGGUACAAUUGUCAGAACUCCUGUGCCUAGAAU